AAAGCGUUGCUGCAUUUUGCAAGACAAAAGAAUCUGACACAAUGCAUUUUUUUUUUCUUCUAACAAAAGCAGGUGCAUGAGAUGGAUGAAGUGCGUCUUUACGUUGACUGUGUGUGUGUGUCUGCCAGGUGUCUAGUCUAGGUCACAGGUCGUUGUGGCUUGUGUUCACACAGGAAGCGGAGUUGUGUUGUGGGAGCAUCUCUCUGUCUCUCUCUGUCUCUCUCUGCUGAGCUGGAGAGGAUUCUGGCUCAGGCGGCGGCACAAACGCUCGCCACGCACUCCGGGAAAUCAAACAUUAACGUGAACACACGCGGCCGCGUUCACGUCUCUUUGUCUCUUCUCCCCGGGCGGAGUCGCUCCACGCAUCAGCAGCAGCCACUAAGCGGGUAGCAGUCGGCGUGGACCAGUCGAUUCAGCUCAAAUGUGGCUGCUUUGCCUUCACAGAUUGCUGCGCGUGUCUUUUGGAGAGAGCGCGAGCACAUUUGUUCAGAUGUGUCGGUGCAUAUGAGUAGAAUCUAAAGGGGAAUAAAUACACCGCUUUUUAGAUUUUAAUAUGAAAUCCUGUUCACUGCUCAAAAAGAGGAAGAAUCUAUAAUUAUCUGCAGCUUUCCUGCUGUCAGUGUACUAAAUAUUUUACUAGAGUAUUCUGACAAUAUAAAUGUAUAAAUAUUCAGAGCAUUUCCUCAACGGCUGUAAAAAUACUCCACUUUAAUGUAUUACACUGUUCGCUGAUUCAUUCUGUUGCAUUAAUGUAGAAUAUAGUGUUUUAUUAAUUUGUCAUGUGAUAAAACCAUCUUUUUCUAUGUAAAAUCAUGAUGUGUACUAAGCUGCUUUAAAUGUGGAGGAGCAAAAAGCUCCUUAUUAUUAUUUUCCUCUGAAACUGGAGCAAGAGAAUAAAAACCAAAAAAAGUGACAUUUAAUGGAAACACAAGUCAUUAAAGUACGUAAGUACUGUUGAUUCCAACAGUGUCAUUUAUUGGAAGUCACAGACGCUCAAAGACGGAAAAUACACCAAUCAGACUCUCUCAUCCUCGCUACACCACACACACACACACACACACACACACACACACACACACACACACACACACACACACACACACACACACACACACACUCUCUGAGACACUUCAACGGACGCAGACUGGAUCUUGUGGCAGCCGAUACGUGACAGUUUUCCUCUCAUUUGAGAACCCCGAGGAGCAGACGCACAAUGGAAUCCGCUUUUCCCGCCUGCUUGCUGCUCCUCUGGGCGCUGACAGCGCCUGUGAGUGGUAUUACAGUCUUUGAAGUGACCGAUGAGCUGAAUGGGAUUAAGCUGAGUUGUUUCAAUGGGACUUUACCGCUGCCGUACGAAGACGACAACACAGGGGAGUACCAGUGUGGGGUUGACGGAACAAAAAUCUAUGUGAAGUUUCGAACGUGCGAUAACUGCAUCGAGCUCGACGAGGGCGCCAUAGCAGGGAUGGUGGUCGGGAACGUGGUGGCCACGCUGGUGAUCGGGGUGGCUGUGUAUCUGAUAGCGUCUCAGACUCCCAUCGGCGCGCCCAGCGCUGGCAAGAAGAGCUCUGACAGACAGCGUCUUGCUCCAAAUGGCGCGAGCAGCCCCACCGACGAUCACUACCAGCCGCUGCAAAAUCGUCAGAGAGACCUGUAUGAUCGGGUGCAGACCGCCGCUCGCUGAAAAACACACGUGCCAUUUUAUCCGUGUCCCUGGAACAUCUGCAGGACCGGUCCAUGUUUGUGUCAUUCGCUCUGCAUGAGACCAGUUAGAUAUUGGACUCACAAGUCAAGUAAGGAGGGACAUAACUUGUUGCCCUCUGUCUGUUCAGUUUAGUUAUUCUUUUUUUUUUACUUUUUAAAAAUGUACUGCUUUUUAUUUUUUGAAAAAAAGCCCAAAUAUUUCAUGUUUAAAUGUUUUGAAAAAAA
This is a messenger RNA of Gasterosteus aculeatus aculeatus (three-spined stickleback), 1929 nucleotides long. Its product is annotated as T-cell surface glycoprotein CD3 delta chain. Gene Ontology annotation, biological process: positive thymic T cell selection; cell surface receptor signaling pathway. Gene Ontology annotation, cellular component: external side of plasma membrane; alpha-beta T cell receptor complex. Gene Ontology annotation, molecular function: transmembrane signaling receptor activity. Lineage: Eukaryota; Metazoa; Chordata; Actinopteri; Perciformes; Gasterosteidae. The record is from RefSeq and is a predicted model, not a curated record.